GGUGAGGUCGGUGUAGCUAGGGCCGGGAUCCGCGCUGUGGGACGCGCCCCCGGCUGGACCCGGGGCUGAGGAGUCCCCGCGCGGAGGCCUGGCCUGACACGCAGUGGUACCGCCCCGCCUCCCCGACGCCACCGUUGCAGGAAGCCGGAAGCGGCGGGAAGAAGCUUUAGCUUGGCAGGGCCGGGCUGGAGACGCGCAUCGCGGUGCUGGGACGGGGUCCCUGCCUGCAGCUUGAAAAGAGAACCAACUAAUCGAGAGAGAACAUGCAGAGCACUUCCAAUUAUCUAUGGCUUUUAUCUGACGUUCUAGGACAAGGAGCCACUGCAAAUGUUUUUCGUGGACGACAUAAGAAAACGGGGGAUUUAUAUGCCGUCAAAGUAUUUAACAACAUAAGCUUCCUUCGUCCUGUGGAUGUUCAGAUGAGAGAAUUUGAAGUAUUAAAGAAACUGAAUCACAAGAACAUUGUCAAAUUGUUUGCUAUUGAAGAAGAGACAACCACUAGACACAAAGUACUUGUUAUGGAAUUUUGUCCAUGUGGGAGCUUAUACACUGUUUUAGAAGAGCCAUCUAAUGCCUAUGGGUUGCCAGAGUCUGAGUUCUUAAUUGUGCUGAGAGACGUGGUGGCUGGGAUGAAUCAUCUCAGAGAAAAUGGAAUAGUGCACCGUGACAUCAAACCAGGCAAUAUAAUGCGAGUUAUAGGUGAAGAUGGUCAGUCUGUUUACAAACUGACAGAUUUUGGAGCUGCUAGAGAGUUGGAAGAUGACGAACAGUUUGUUUCUCUCUAUGGCACAGAAGAAUAUUUGCAUCCUGAUAUGUAUGAGCGAGCAGUGUUGAGGAAGGAGCAUCAGAAGAAGUACGGAGCAACAGUUGAUCUGUGGAGCAUAGGAGUGACUUUUUAUCAUGCAGCAACAGGGAGUUUACCAUUCCGACCUUUUGAAGGGCCUCGCAGGAACAAGGAAGUGAUGUAUAAAAUUAUCACUGGAAAGCCUUCUGGUGCCAUAUCUGGAGUACAGAAAGCAGAAAAUGGACCAAUUGAAUGGAGUCGAGAUAUGCCUAUUUCCUGUAGUAUUUCUAAGGGCCUGCAAGUACUGCUCACGCCUGUUCUUGCAAACAUUCUUGAAGCAGAUCAGGAAAAAUGCUGGGGAUUUGACCAGUUUUUUGCAGAGACCAGUGACAUACUCCACCGAAGAAUAAUUCAUGUCUUUUCGCUACAGCAAAUGACCUCACACAAAGUUUAUAUUCACAACUAUAAUACAGCUGCCAUAUUUCAUGAAUUAGUCUACAAACAGACAAAAAUAACUUCUCAGAACCAAGAACUGAUAUACGAAGGCCGUCGUUUAGUACUAGAGCCUGGAAGAUUGGCACAACAUUUUCCCAAAACCACUGAAGAAAAUCCUAUAAUUAUAGUAAGCAGAGAGGCUGCGAACAUCGUAGGAUUAAUCUAUGAAGAAAUUUCACUUCCUAAAGUACAUCAGCGGUAUGACUUAGACAGUGAUGCCAGUAUGGCUAAAGCAGUAACAGGUGUUGUAUGCUAUGCCUGUAGAGUUGCCAAUGCUUUGCUGCUUUACCAGGAAUUAAUGCGAAAAGGAAUACGAUGGUUAAUUGAAAUAAUUAAGGAAGACUACAAUGAAACGGUGCACAAAAAGACAGAGGUUGUCAUCAAGUUGGAUUUCUGCAACAGGAACAUUGAGAUAGCUAGAAAAAUAUACGAGAAUCUGAUGCAGAUCCACUUGGAAACAGAAAUGGAUGAAAUUUCAGAGAUACAUACUAAACUAUUACUUCAGCUUUCUAGCUCUCGGGGAACAAUAGAGCCCAGUCUUCAGGACAUUGAAGAUAAACUGUCUCCUGGUGGAUUGCUGAGUGAUACCUGGGCAAAUCAGGAAGGCACACAUCCCAGAGACAGAAAUCCAGAAAAGCUACAAGUAUUGCUGAGUUCUAUCACAGAUAUUUAUUAUCAGUUCAAGAAAGACAAAGCAGAACGUAGACUUCCUUAUAAUGAGGAACAAAUCCACAAAUUUGACAAGCAGAAGCUGAAUUUACAUGCCACAAAAGCCAUAUCUCUGUUCAAAGAUGAAUGUGUCAGCAAGUAUGAGACAUUUUUGGACAAGGCAGAGGACUGGAUGAGAAAGAUGCUUCAUUUGAGGAAGCAGUUACUGACGAUCACCAGACAGUGUUUUGAUAUUGAAGAAGAGGUAUCCAAAUACCAGGACUAUAUAAAUGAGUUACAAGAAACUUUGCGACAGAAAACGUUUGCAGCUUCCACUGGGAUCAAACAUACAAUGAAUCCAAUCUAUCCAAGUUCAAACACUUUAGUGGAAAUGACUCUUGGUAUGAAGAAACUGAAGGAGGAAAUGGAAGGUGUUGUUAAAGAACUAGCUGAGAAUAACCACAUUUUAGAAAGAUUUGGUGCUUUGACUGUGGAUGGUGGCCUACGGAAUGUAGACUGUAUCUAGUCAACAAAGAAGCAUGAAAGGACUGUUCAUUUUUCACAAAAAAAAAAAAUGCUAUAAGGGGCAUUUAAAUGCAGAAAAACCAUUCUGUACAGCAAUUUUUUUCUGCAACUCUAGUAUAACAAAAGUAUGUAAAUAUGUAUAUACUGUAAAUAUAACCAUUAUAUCAGUCUCUUUUGUUAAUGUUAAAAUAGAAUUACUGAUAUGUUUUCUACAUUUUAUCCAUUUAAAGAACUCUGGCAAAGGCUUACAGCAUGCAUAAUGCUUAAAUAGACAUUCAUUGAAUGUUGAUUUUUAGGUCAUGAUUUACUUUUGUUUCUUGAAAGAGAACUUGUGGCUUGAACUAGCCUGCAUUUAGAGAAGUUAUUAAUAGUUUUUAAAGCCGUGGUUCCCAAACUUGGGGGGUGUGGAAUAAUGUUUGGGGGGCACAAAGCGGGGCACCACUACUUUAAAGGGCACCUGGGCUCCCCUUAAUACCAGUAUGUUAUUUCAGAACCUAGUCAAUGACUCAUCAUCAGCUACAGUACUUGAAUUAAGACCAUUUGAUCUUGUCUUUGCUUCUGUAAUUCAAUGUGAACAACAUGCACUUAGGACAAAGAGAGGAGAUACGUUUCUUCCCCCUUGUCUACCAAGUUAAUAGUUCACUUGUGAGUCAGAAAAUAAAUUCACAAGGUUUUUAGUCCUGUCCAUGUUGGAUGCCAUGUUCUCCAUGAUAAUCAUUUGGCUAAGUAUUAUGGGAGUUUAGUGUUGGAGUCCAUAAACCAUUUUCCAUCUUGCUUCAGUGCUUUUAACAUCAGCAAAACAACUAUUUUUUAAAAAUGUAAUUCUCAGAAAGAGACCAAAACCAACAAAGUACAAUAUCACAGCUUAUGACUAAUAAGACUUAUGACUAAUGUUAAACUUGCGAGAGAAAAUAUAAUAAUACUUUUUUACAUCUGUGGUACCCCAUACUGCAGGCUUCUGGCAUCUAACAAAAAUCAUUUGAAACCAAAAGCAGCUACUAAAUAGAAAAGUUAGCACAUUCAGAACCAGUAAGUGCACCCAGCCCAACCUCAAAUACAAAAUUAAUACUACACCCUGCUCCUCCAACACUGCACAACUCAGCCCAAAACAUGGAGAAGAAAACUAUCUGCUCCAAAACCUACGAAAUUAAAAAGGAAGCAGACAUCCCGAGUCUUGCCAUCUCCUGUAGUCUGCUGCAUAUUGUUGAGGAAGAGCAUUCAAGGAUCAUGGGCCUUCUGAAGCAACGGCCUCAUCCUUUCUCUUCUGAGACAAUGCCAGGGAUGUCCAACAGUUCCAUCUCUGCCAUUCCUAUUUCAUUUGCAACCAAAUGAAAAGCAGCCAGUACGUGUGUAAGACUCAGUUUUGUGAUGUUUAUUCCUUUGUCUUUCUGCCCCCAUCACAGUAUAGGAAUAAAAACAUUAAAAUGUAUUUUAUACUUAAAAUGGAAGUUAUGAAGUUGGUGUUUCUGGUUGGUUGCUCCAAUAUUAAAGCAGGACAUAUACACUGUUUUAUAGUCUCUGAUACUGGGUUCCUAUCCUUACCUGUUCAAAUAUAAUUUACCCCUACAUAUAGUAAAAGAUGUUCCUCAGCUUGCAAACUUUUUUUAAAAAAUUGCUCUCCAAAACCGGUGCAGCAAUUUUGUUGCCCCAAACAAGAAGAAGAAAAAAAUCCAUUUUUUCUGGUUUAGCCAUGUCAUUUAAAAGUGUUUACUGCGAAGUAUUUAAAUUAUGGGAAUAUUUUAGGGCCAGAUUGUGCUAGCAUUCACAUGAAUGUCAUUAAAUUUUAUGUGCAUAGAUGUUUGAAGGAUCAGGUCCUUAAAUUGUACAUAAAUGUAUAUUAGAAUCACUGAGAUUAUUUCUAUGCCUAUGUUAUUUUGUUCAUUAUUUUAAGAUAUUUUAACUUUGGAAAACAAAUUAUAUUGGCUGAAAGAUCAAAUUUUCAGAGAAAAGAGAAAUGUAAGAGGAAUAGAGGAGUCUUAUUUCUCUUACAUUGAAGCCGUCUGAAUGGGGAGAGUUAAUUGUUGUAAACACAGAGUUUGUAUGCCACAGUGUACAGUCGCUUACUAUUUUCACAAGGAUGAAAACGUUCAAUUUUUUUUCUAUCAUGUUGCUUCAUAACAUGUCACUUUAAAAAUACUGCUGGUUUUAGUCUUGUAAACCCACCACCAAUGUAUGUAGGCUUGUUAAAAUUGUUUUGAAAAAUAAUUUGUUACAUCUGGCUAAUGGACUUGAAGUAAUCAGUUAAGCAUAUUACUGAUUACUUUCUUAUGAAACUUCCCUUACUGGCUUUAGUCCUUGAUGCCUGGUGUGUCAUGAGAUUGGCUAUGUUUAUACCAACUGUCAUAAUAUUGUGAGUCCUUAAUAUGGAAAGUAAUAGGUUUGCCAAGACAGACAAUUGAUAGUACUAUGGGUUUUUCCCCCUCUGAAACAGAAUUACUACUUUAGAGUUAUAGUGUUAAGUAACUGAUUAAAGUAAUACAUUAGCAAGCCUGUCUACAUAUUAAUUGUAAAAUUGCAUGAGUGAAUGACUUGUAUACAUAAAUACAAUAUCAACAACUUA
Molecule: messenger RNA, 5012 nt
Organism: Mauremys mutica (yellowpond turtle)
Lineage: Eukaryota; Metazoa; Chordata; Testudines; Geoemydidae
Gene: TBK1
Product: TANK binding kinase 1
Exons: 21
Coding region: 264-2453 (729 amino acids)
Biological process (GO): peptidyl-serine phosphorylation
Cellular component (GO): cytoplasm
Molecular function (GO): protein serine/threonine kinase activity; ATP binding
Source: RefSeq, a predicted model, not a curated record